This is a messenger RNA of Rhipicephalus sanguineus (brown dog tick), 837 nucleotides long. RefSeq lists its product as uncharacterized. The annotation marks the transcript as partial. Lineage: Eukaryota; Metazoa; Arthropoda; Arachnida; Ixodida; Ixodidae. The transcript is spliced from 3 exons. The record is from RefSeq and is a predicted model, not a curated record.
CCUGUGCCAACAUACAGCGGAUACGGGGAUUUGCUCAGCGCCCGAGACUACCUUGACUCUCUGUCACGUUAUCAGAGAGCAAUGGGCUUGGACGAUCAGGAGGUGCUCGGGCGCGUUGUCCCGGCUGCACUGACUGAUACGGCGGCGAGGUGGUAUCGGCUUGCCGGCUACCGAGCAGCAACCCUCGAGGAGUUCCGCGCGGCCUUGCUGCGCGAAUUCCUACCCGCUGACUACGAGAGUAGGAUGCGGCGAGAGCUCGAGCUCCGUACACAAGCUCCUGAUGAGUCGCUUCAGGAAUACGUACGCGCGAUGGACGACCUUUUCUCUAUCGCUGAGCCCCGAGCCUCGAACGAGGAACGCGUCGAACGGGUGAUUCGGCAGGCACAUCCGACCUUUUCGGCGUACCUGCGCGGCGGUCGCUUCCGCGAUUUGGAGGAGCUGGCCGCCGAGGCAAAGCGCAUUCAAGGCGACCUUCUCGCCGCGCGCGCCUAUCGCCCGCCGCCGCCAGCCAGCGAUGCCCUUGAGCCGCGCUGCGCCUGGCGAGGGGCUGUGCCCCAACAAAAGUCACAGGGCGCUGCCUUUGCGGCUGCCAGUGGCUCCGAUAGCGGUGCCUUUGCACAAGCAAGCGGUGGGGGCGAAACAGCGGCUUCGCCGCCGUUCGGCGAAAGGGGCGAGUCCGCCGCAUUCGGACGAACCCUGGCUGCUAUCCAGGCCAACAGCGCUCCGCGGAGCCGGCCAGCGGGAGACUCUACGGUCGGUGCCAUGCGCCGCACGGGGUGGUACGGCUCGGUGACGGCGCAGUACUUGCUUUGCCUUUCGCGUCGUGGUAGCGUGUGA